Messenger RNA from Perca flavescens (yellow perch), 618 nucleotides. Its product is annotated as regulating synaptic membrane exocytosis protein 1-like. NCBI's taxonomy places the organism in Eukaryota, Metazoa, Chordata, Actinopteri, Perciformes, Percidae. The transcript has 3 exons. Gene Ontology annotation, molecular function: small GTPase binding; transmembrane transporter binding. The record is from RefSeq and is a predicted model, not a curated record. Gene Ontology annotation, cellular component: cytoskeleton of presynaptic active zone; presynaptic membrane. Gene Ontology annotation, biological process: regulation of membrane potential; calcium ion-regulated exocytosis of neurotransmitter; regulation of synaptic vesicle exocytosis. Bases 1 to 618 code for a protein of 205 amino acids.
AUGCUCCUUUGUAACCAGGUGAUCUGGGUGUGUAAUAACUGCCGGAAGCAGCAGGAGAUCCUGACCAAGCCAGGCGAGUGGUUCACCGGUCAGGCUGAGAAACCCGCUGGCCUCGGUUCAGCCGUCAGCGAGCCGUCUGUGUGCCAAACGCUCGGGGACAAGAAGCUCCGCUCUCGCUCCCAAGCACCCCCGGGCUCCACCACCGCGAUCCAAGACCCCAACCGACCCAGCGCACCUGGGACCACACCUGGCACCGAUGCCCGGUCACACAGCGAACCGCCACGAGACACGAGAAAUGGAAGGGGAGGAGGAGGAGGAGCUGGUCGCGGAGAGCGCCGGCCAGGUCAGGCCAGGCUGCAGACCCAGGUCUCCAUGGACCGGGACAUGCGGGGGGAGUCCAGGGAGCGCAGGGAAAGCCGGCGGCUGACAAAGGGACGCUCUCUGGAGCACGAUCCUGUGGGAGGGAAUGGCGGAGUGAGACGGACAGAAGAGGGGGGCUACCACCACAUGGACCACAGCGGUGCCCCCCCUCGCCAAGCAGGGCCGGUCCCUCCUGGAGGCCGGGGCCACCCUGGGCCUGUGCAGGAGGACGGUGGGCGGGGUUGGCGGGCCGCAUGA